ACCUGAUGGUGAUGGCGCUGCCGCCGGCGCCGCAGCCGUUCGAGGACAUGCUGAUCGGCUGCGUCAAGGACAACCCAGAUCCGUGGAUCACCAAGCUGACCUGCGUGGGCGCCAAGCCGGAAGUGCACCUGGACAAGAAGGUGCUGACAUUCGACCGCGUUCUGCUGCUGCGCCAGGAGACUCGCAAGCUGACGCUGACCAACAAGUCGCUGAUCCCGCUCCAGUACCGGAUGGCCGACACAGACCAGCUCGGCGAUGGGUUUGCCUUCAAGCCCAGAGAAGGUACAUUGGCUCCGCUCAGCGUCUCCGAGAUCGAAGUCGAGUUCUCGCCGGUCCGACCAUGCCUUUACCAUAACAAGAAAAUCAAACUGGAGAUCACUGAGCAUGUGGAGGAGCGGGCAGUCGAGGCGGCGUCGGGCGGCACGGCCCGCUCGGGCAGCGAGAACAGCGUGUCUCCGCGCAGCCCGCGCGCCACGCUGGGUGUGCUGCAGUCCGAGACCAUCACAGUGUCGGCCGAGGGCUUCGACGUGGCCGUCGACCUCAUGUUCCCCAAGGGCCUUGCGACUGGAGUGGACUUCGGGACGAUCAAAGUGAAAGAAGAGAGCAAGCAGAGUUUCACCAUAAAGAAUAAAGGAAAAUACGAGAUAUUGUUUAAGGCGUGGCUGGAGGAUCCUGACCCACCGCAGAAGGGUGUGAAGCCCAUCACCCACGGCUUCCACAUCAACCCGGACCGGGGCAUCCUGCACCCGCACGAGCGGCCUCUGGCCAUCCAGAUGGGCUUCACCACGGAGACCGAGAUGUGGAUCAAGGCGAAGCAGAUGCUCCGCGUGCAGAUCUUCGACUUCCACCGUAAAGAGGAGGGCGAGCUAAUCGCUCUGAUUCCGGUCAGCGUCAGCGUGCGCGCGCUCUUCUGCAAAUAUUCAGUAACGCCCAGCGAAGAACUGCAUAUGGGCUAUUUUCCCGUUGCUGUGCGCAAGCUCGGGUUCUUUGUCAUUAAAAAUGACGGGAAGUUUGACUUCAAUUAUCAUAUAAUCAGAAAAAACGUGGAACCGUCUGAGCAGCCAAAGGAAAAAUCGAGAAAGAGCCGGGCGCCGGGCGCCAAGGCCGGCUCGUCGAGCAGCAAGUCCACAAGUCAGGAGGCGAGCGGCGCCAUGUCGGUCGCCUCGGUGGCCCAGACGGAGCGGAAGCCGGCCGCCCGGCAGGCCAGCAAGGCCACACAGGAUGCGAAGGCGAUGAAGCUGGCGGCCGGCAUCUUCAGCCUGCAGCCGGCCAUGGGCACCAUCGCGGUCGGCUCGCAGGCUGUCGUCAACGUGGAGGCCAUAUCCAACGAGUCGCUGGCCGACACGCAGGAGCUGGUGAUCCGCAUCUCGGACGCGGGCGACGGCGUGGGCAUUCCGUUCCGCCUGCUGGCUGUGGUGACGACGGCCAGCAUCCGGGACCGCGACGGCGGCUUCGUCGGCAUCUUCGAGGAGUACUGCGUGGUGGACUCGCUUCGAGACUACCAGCCCGGCAGCAGGCGUCGGGCCGCGCCGCCCGCCGGCGUCUACGGACGCGAGGAGAACCGCUUCCUGCUGGCGCCCACCAUCGUCGGCGACGCCUGCCAGCGUCGCCGUUCAACGUGCGCAACACCAGUAUGGUGCCUGUGGACGUGGUCGUCGUGAUGAAGACGCCCGGGCAAGCUUCCACUAACCGGUCAUCGAAGAACGCAGGCCGAGACGGUCAAGGUGUUCGACGUGAACCCACCGCGAGCGACGAUCGCGGUGCAC
This is a messenger RNA of Pollicipes pollicipes, 1766 nucleotides long. RefSeq names its product hydrocephalus-inducing protein homolog. The transcript has 13 exons. The coding region runs from base 6 to 1661 and encodes 551 amino acids. The record is from RefSeq and is a predicted model, not a curated record. NCBI's taxonomy places the organism in Eukaryota, Metazoa, Arthropoda, Thecostraca, Pollicipedomorpha, Pollicipedidae. Gene Ontology annotation, cellular component: axoneme. Gene Ontology annotation, biological process: cilium movement; axonemal central apparatus assembly.